Molecule: messenger RNA, 7934 nt
Organism: Rhopalosiphum padi (bird cherry-oat aphid)
Lineage: Eukaryota; Metazoa; Arthropoda; Insecta; Hemiptera; Aphididae
Exons: 9
Coding region: 538-5730 (1730 amino acids)
Molecular function (GO): chromatin binding
Source: RefSeq, a predicted model, not a curated record
CAGUGCAUUGUUCGCGUCCGUCGGCCGUGGUACCGCGUCGCCCGGUGUGUCGCGCGCGCGAUUCUGAUCAUGUCAAAAUAAUAAUAAAUACAAUAAUUUAUCGAAAAGUUUAUAAUAUUAUUACGAUAACGUCACAAUAUACUUUUAAUACAUUUGCCGCACGAUAGGUUGCGGCUAUGGCGUAAAGUGUAUUUUCGUGUACCGUCCGUAUCCGCGUGCACAGAGUUCGGCGCGCGCGCGCGCGCCCGCGUAUAUAAUAUUAUGUACGGCGUACGGCAAUAAGUCGCUGCGCGCCGCGCGGGUCGAGAUUGCCGCCGGAGUCGUUUCCUCGGCGUUCGUUUGAUAUUUCGUUGGUUUUCGAGUGCGACGAGCGAACAGGGCGCCGGCCACCCCGCCGCCGCCGGUGGCCAAUCAAUGCGUGCCGCUGGUGCCGCCGCCGCCGUCGUCGCCUCCUGUCGACGGCCGCAACACAAGGUACCCACGAUUUAAAAAUUACAAUGUAAUCGUGUAAUACGCCUGUAUUGCAAGACAUUCAGCAUGUCUUCUAGAAAAGGCACAGAAAUAAAUACCUGCGGCGAGAGUCAAAAAUCAACUUCAACUACUUCUAAAACAAAACAAAAAAAAGCUUCUAACGCAAGUGAUACUCCUCCUGGACCAAUUAAUUUGACAAAAAAAUCUGUUAAAAAGCCCACUUUAUCUCAAAAAACUUUAAAAAUUGAACCAAAAAAUGUUAAAACGGCCAAAGUUAUUAAAAAAAAUGAAAAAGAAACUGAAGAUUCGGACGAAAAAAAAGAUUUGGUAAAAAAAUCUACCAAACCAAAGCUAAAAGAAAAAUUGUUAACAAAACCCGUGAAAAAGCCUGCAGUUAAAAAAGGAAAAAAUUCUAGCUCUGGAAAUAGUGAAAAAGUUGACAAGUUAUUAAAAACCGAGUUAAAAACUAAAAAACCUGUAAAAAAGUCUGAUGAUAAAGAAGAAAAGAAAUCCAAAGAUAAAGUUCAAAAAGAUAAGAAGGUUAAAGAAACGAAAAAGAAACCUAUUCCAAAACCUACAAAAAAGAGUAUAGAUGAAGUUGAUUCUAUCAAAUCACGCGCGGAGAUUAAGUCAGAUAAAAAAGAUAAACCAAAAAAAACUAAAGCUAUUGCUAAGAAUAAGGUAAAAAUAAAUUCAGCUAAGAAGAUAGACGACAAUCCGACCAUAGAAUGUAUGGACGUAGUAAAAGACGAAAACCCGGACGAUGUUGCUCUAUUACAAGUUUUUCAAUUAAAAAAUGGUCCAGUUUGCGAUUUUGAUGGGAGUGUUUGUAAUACUAUAACAAUCAGACAAGAUAAUACUUGUAUAAAAAUUAAAGAAAUAUCAGUUAGCCAAUUGCCUUACUCGGUAAAAACAGAAGAAAAUGAAAAGAUAGAUAUAGCACCUGUAAAAAAAGAAUCUAAACAUAACACUGAAAACCAAAGUACCGAAAAGCAAAAUUCUGAUCAACAUAAAACUGAAAAACAAAAAGUUGAAAAACUAAAAAAUGAAAAACAAAAAUCAGAAAAAGAAAAAAAAGAAAAACAGAAAAUUGAAAAAUCUGUAACAAAACCGGUUAAAGUUGAAAAAAAAAAGAAAUUAUUAGCAGUAGAUAAAAUUAAAUCAAAAGGAAAAACAAAAGUUGCAGCAAAGACCAAAGUAAAAGGUAGACCUGUGGCCAAGAGACCUAGAGUAGCAUCUCUCAAUGCCAUAGCCAAAGUUCAUUGUUUAUACGAGAAUGAAAGUAAAAGUGCACUGAUUGACGCAAUGGCAGCCUCUGCAGCUACUACAAUAAAUGUGGCUUCUAAAAAAGGUAAAAAAAAAUCAGAUGUGGAAAUUCCGGCUAGAAAAGGAAAAAGAACGUCGAAAAGGACAACUCCAGGUUUAAAAAGUGUCGGAAGACAUUGGGAUAUGCAUGAUACAAGUUCUACUAACAGCUCGUCAUCAGGUAUAGAUGAUGCAAAAUAUGAACCACCGAAAUCUGCUAAACGUACGAAAAAACAACCAAAAGUUUCAGAGCCUGAAAGUACAGACGAAGAGGAAGAACCUGAAAGGUCUUCCAAAGAAGUCACUUCACCAACAGGUGGUUCUAAGCGAAAAAGACGUAAUGCAGAUACUGUUACUAUGGAUCUUAAAGAUAUGGUUGUAAAAAAACGCAUGGCAAGUUUAAAUGCAUCCGCUAUAUUAGCAGCCAGCUAUUCGACAGAGAAAAAAUCACCUCCAAAAGUACAAGAUUGUUCAAAGAAAUCUACCACUAGUUCUGAAAUAUCUUCUGAAAGAUCCGAGCCAGAAGAUGAUGCGGAAGAUGAAGAUUCCGACGGGCAUAGAACGUCCACAGUCCGUACAGCUCUUCAGCCAACACCUUUGCCACCCAUUGUACCUCCACCAACGUCACAACUUGCUGUUAUCGUUAACCAGGACACAGACGUUACAAUCACUACUGGUGUGUACGUUAAUAGUACUACUCGAUCUACGAGGCAUGAGGAAUUUUGUACCAUAUCUGGGCUUCAAUACCGGAUAUCUAGUACUAGCCAUACGCAAACUGAAGCAACAGCUGUGGCCACGGAAACUCUACUUCAUGCUGAUCACACGGUUUCACAGCAGCCAGCGUCGUCGGUACCCGUGCCGUCGCAGCAGCAACAGCAACCAGCGGCUCCGCGUCCGUCGUACGCGCCCCUGACCGCAUUGUCCAGCAUGCAACCACCUGGUUCGUCCGGCGCUGACCACCAUCCACCGCCGCCGCCACUGCCGCCGCCGUCGCACCACCGACGCCAUCACCAUCAUCAUCACCACGGUGCCCCGUACAGCAGUGCGUUUUCCGCGCCGCCGCCGCCGCUAACUCAGGCUAACGGGGCCUCUUCCGACGCUUCCGACAACAUCGGUGGCAAACAUGAACAACCGGUGCCGCUACCGCCACCACCACCGCCGCCCUACGCCCACGGGUACUACCAGCCAGCCGGGCCGCUGAUCACCCACCACCUGGUGCCGCACCACGUGCACUUGCACCACCCUUCGCACGUGAAACAGUCGCUAGCCCCGCCGUUGGUGCCCACGCCACCGUCUUCGGCCGGCACCGCCGCACCUCCACCUGCUGAGUCGUCCGACACCGAAGUGGUGCCGGUUAGAUCGACUUCAGUGCCAACACCGCCCGGUUACCGAUACCAGCCGCAAGGCCCUUACCAUCCGCCGCCACUUCCAUCGUACUAUCCGUCGCCACCCGCGUCGGCCAGUCUCCAGUAUCCACCGCCACCACCACCACAGGUGCCGGCUCACCACUACUUGCCGGAGCCACCCAACCCGUGUGCGUACCCCGGUGGCCCACACCACCAGCCCGGCUACUUCCACCACAGCCGAAGCUCUCCGUACCAUCACAUACCGUUCCACCACAGACGACCGCCGGCCGCACCGCCGUACGCACAGGCUGGUGGACCGCCCACGUACUACCACGAGUACUACGGGCCACCACCUCCCGGACAGCCGCCGGCGCCAACCGGUUCUCCCGCGGGGCAACAGCAAAUGUUGGUAGCCAUUACCAGGCCCGGCGGCGACCGGCCGGAACACCAUCCGCCGCCUCCGCAGCAGCAGCAUCAACCAACGCCGCAACAGCAGCCGCCGCCGCAGCAGCAACACCUGCAGCACCAACAGCACCUACAACACCUGCAGCAACAGCACCACCAGCAGCAGUCCUUACCGCCGCCCGACGCUUACCCUGCGCCGCAGCCGCUCUAUUACUCACCGUACGGUGCACCGCCCGGGCCGUCGUGCUACUCGACCGCCCCGCCCCGCGCCUACGUAGACCCGACAUACCAUUCUUGUCCGUGCCCAAUGCAAUCGUGUCCCAAUCCAAAAAACGGACAUACUGGCCCGCUUACUGGUGCAGUCAGUAAGGGGCCAAAACAUCAUUCGACAGUAGUUACACUCCCGCCUGUGGCAUUGGCACUGCCACAGGAGCCUCCGCGGGCCCAUGGCCCGCCGAGCCCGGCUAGGGGCAGCGCCGGUGUUCCCGGACCGCCGCGUUCCGCAAGCUCAGGCAGCCCGUGCAAGCAAGUUCCUUGGUGCAUGAGCCCACUGAGCCCGGCCCGCGCAUCCGUGCAACACCUGGCGCCCCAAUCACCGGCAAUGUUGGCCGCAAAGAACCCCACUUCAGAGUGGAACACCAUUAGCGAAGAGAAAUGCGAUACCACCGGUUUGUUAGCUAUCGGCAAAGUCCUCAGCCAGUCCGUGUUGGGCUUGGACCAGCCGAUCGACCAUCAACACGACGACAACGUCGUGGUACCAAAAGUCGAACCUAUCGACGACGAUCAACAACCGCAAUCGUAUUACACGCUCAAGGUGGACAUGGCCAGCGAGGAGGAGGGCGAUUCCGUGUCGGCGACCGAUGACAAUGACGAUGGUCUUCAUCAGACCAUUGACUUGUCAACCAAGUCCCGGGAACGCCUGGAAGUGACUACUACUGUUUACUGCACACCCAAUACACCCGUCAACAACAACAACAAUACUAUAAAUAAUAACAACAAUGGUUAUUACAACAUUAACAUUGACGGUGACAAAAUAGUAAUGAAGGGAUCCGCGAAGAGGAAGAAACCCAAUCCCAUGCAAAUAGUCUUAGCGAAAAAAUCGAAAAUCCAAGAAGAAAACGAAGACGUCAGCGGUAACGAUUUCGACGACGACGUGGUUGCCGUUGUCGUAGAUGACGACGACGACAACAACAACGAUGACUGUAAAGAAAACGUAGAAGAGCCGUCAAUGAAGACGGCGAUGACAACUAUUGCGACUACACCACCAACUUCGGCUGAAGACGAACCGACGCCGGUAACUGUAGCUAACCUAACUGCAGCUAUACGGAAGAACAGCAUUAAAUCGACAGAAGUCAAGUCCGAACAAGAGAAAUUGGACGAGUGCAUGACUGAAGAGAUAUUGCGGUCGGUGUUGACGGACGAAAGCGACGGCGAUGACAUGAUCACCGAAGCUUUCGUCAAGAAAAAAGGCGUGACGAAGAAAACGAAAAAAGGCAGAAAAGACCGGAAGAACGGAGGGAACAAGAAAGAAAUGACCGAUGCGAUGAAGAGAGAGCUGGAACAACGGAUGCGCGAAGAGUUCGCACAGCUGUCUCGGCUCAAAAAUCAAGACCUAGCGCCCAGAUGGUCCAACGGUUGGAUAUGGCAGGGAAAACCUUUCAAGCGCCCCGUUUACCUAGAGAACGACGAUACACCAGUGUUAAGGAAAUGUUACCCAUGCAUGCGUCACAUGCAAGGCGACACCAUAUACGCAAGGGACUGCGUGCUUCUCAAGUCGGGUUCUCGUAAAAACGACUUGCCGUUCAUCGCCAAAAUCGCCAACCUGUGGGAAGAUCCCGUCAACGGAGAAAUGAUGAUGUCGCUGCUGUGGUACUACAGGCCGGAGCACACAAAACAGGGACGGGUGAAGGAAGACAUGCCCGACGAGCUGUUCGCGUCAAAGCACAGAGACGUCAACAGCGUGGCCUGCAUCGACGAUCGGUGUUAUGUAUUGACGUUCAACGAGUACUGCAGGCACCGGAAGCACAUGAAGUCGGUACAAGAGAAUUUGGUGCUGUGCAAGGCGGUGGUACCGCCGUUACGCGAGGCCAACCCGCGAGCCAGACAGUUGCCCGCAGACGGCGCGCCGACAGAUCUGAUAUUCUUCUGCCGCCGCGUGUACGAUUGUCGGCAAAAACGGUUGCUGAAGAAGCCGACGCUCUGACCAAGACGUGUCCGCUGUCGCCGCCAUCGUCGCCGCGUCUUCGUCCUCCUCGCCGUGCACUAUCGCCGCUGCGGUUUUUCCAUACUACCGUCGCGAUUGUCGCGUUUAUAUUAUUUAUUAUUAUGAUUAUAAUUACUAUUAUUACGACUAUAUAAUAACGUUCGUUUCAAUUGUAUUCGCUCUUUUCUUAAAUUAUUAUUAUUAUUAUUAUUUUAUUGUCGGAACGUUGCAAAACGAUAAUACGCGAUAUUGUAAUAUUAUCAUGUCAUACCUGUACGACAUGUAUGGACAAAAAAUUAAUUAUUUUUUUUUGUUUUGUGUGCGGGGCCCGAAAAAAACCCUUCGGACGGGAUCGUAGGCCUCGAUACUAAAAACCGAUAGCUAUUAUAUUAUAUACAUUAUUAUUUGCGCGCACCCCUUUCCCCGCAAACACUGUUGUGAUGAUUUGAGAUAUAUUUUGUAUUUUUGAAAGACAAAUCAUUUCAAAAUUAAAAACUUCGACCAACAGGUGUUUACACAGCUGGUUUUAUUCGUUAUUGAAGAAAUGACUAUGUACUUAAUCGUAACAUUGACCGAAAUGAAUACUUUUUUAUAUCUAAAUUUUAUUUUAUUUUUCGAAACUAUUGUGAAAAAUCAUUUUUUAUAAGAAGUCACAUAUACACACACACACACACACACACACUCGUUUGUCGUCUGCGCGCGCUAUAUAAUAUUAUGUAUAAUAAUAAGUAUUAUAGGUAUAAUAUGAUUAAUAUAUAUAUGUGUUUAAUUUAUAAUCGCCGCACGCUCCGCUCUACCACCUACCUCUUCUUUUAUUCUCCUCGAUUCUUAUUAUUUUUUACGGAAAUUAGUUGAUUUUAUUUUUAUUAUUAUUAUUAUUAUUAGCAUUAGCAUUACUACUACUACUACUACUACUACUACUACUACUCAUGAUAUGAUUUUUCAUCAUACGAUGUGCAGGAUAAUAUAAUAUACCGAUGAUGAUGUUGUUGAUGGGCAUUUCGGUUACUUGCGUGUGCAUUUAUUCAGCGGUCCGCUCGCGUGGAAACGGAAUCGAUAUACCCUCCCGCCAAACACUCGUCCGCAACUCGCACCCUCGCCGUCACACAUUAUCUUCGCGUUAUUUUUUUCUGCACUCGUAGACGACGCCGCACCAAUAUCUCGCUUUUCGAUCGUUCCAAUAUAAGAUAUUCCUCAAUUCACACACGUGCACAUAUAUUAUAUAUCUAGUCAUCAUUAAUUGCUGAACAUACGAUAUCAAUAAUAAUAAUAUAUAUCCUCCGAGCUCACGUUAUACCGUUAUUGUUUUCAUCCACUAAUUAUAAUUAUUAUUGCUCGCUGGUGGUACGACCGAUAUUGUAUUCGUACUAUCGACUUCAAGCCACGCUUUCCGAUCAUCACCACCAUCACCUCACCUAACCCUCUCACCCGCCGCCCAUCAAACACACUCGCAAUUAAGUAUAACGAAUCGACGAAUAUAUAUUAUUAUAUACCAACUAUAUGUACCAAUUGUGAUUGGCCUGGUCGGUGGUAUAUUUAUACAUAUUUUGUUUUUUACGCUUUUUUUUUAGUUUAGUCGCAUAAUUUCAAUGUUUUUGCUUUAUACAAAUGUUUUGUUAUAGAUUAAAAAAAAAAAAAAUUAAAUAAUAUUAUUAUUAUUAUUAUUAUACUAUAUUAUUGAUUCCUAAUAACCGAGUAUAAUAUAAUAAAUGUUAGAAAAACGACAAACGAUUAAAUAAUUUGAUUAAGUGAUUAAAAUUUAAUAAAAUGGUAUUAAAAAAAUAAUAAUAAAAAAAAAUAUAUAUAUAAACACUAUAUAUGGGUAUAAAAUAUUUUAUUUUUAGAUAUUUAUGAUGUGUAAAUGGACCAAUUUUUCGUGUAUAAACUUUUUUUCAUCGUUCACAUAGUUCCGAAUGGACGCAUGUAGCUUAAAUAUUAUGUUUAUUAGAUAAAAGGUCAUUUAGUUCGCAAUAAAUUUAUGUAGUUAUGAUUUUUUUUCCAAGUGUAAUAUUUUGUGUUAUUCUAUAAUUAAUAGCAAUUCAGUUACAAACACACACACGUAGUACAUAAUGUUAUACAUAUAUGUACUUAGAAUGUUAUAAAUUGACAUCCCUAAAUAAUAUUGUUUGAAUUAAGUCACAUAUGUAUUGUAUAAUUUUGACAUUCAUUGAAACUAUAAUAUAACACUGAUAUUAUAAGAAAUA